Sebastes umbrosus (honeycomb rockfish) is the source of this 3618-nucleotide messenger RNA. RefSeq names its product DCN1, defective in cullin neddylation 1, domain containing 2b (gene dcun1d2b). The record is from RefSeq and is a predicted model, not a curated record. The transcript is spliced from 7 exons. Gene Ontology annotation, biological process: protein neddylation; positive regulation of ubiquitin-protein transferase activity. Bases 384 to 1115 code for a protein of 243 amino acids. NCBI's taxonomy places the organism in Eukaryota, Metazoa, Chordata, Actinopteri, Perciformes, Sebastidae. Gene Ontology annotation, molecular function: ubiquitin-like protein binding; cullin family protein binding; ubiquitin conjugating enzyme binding. Gene Ontology annotation, cellular component: ubiquitin ligase complex.
ACAAGUCCAACAACCCGGUACCGGCUGUCACUACUAGUUAAAGGAGGACACACCGGUAACGGAGGGAUCGGUGUGUCCUCAGCCAAGUGUCGCAUAGCGACAGCUUGAUGUGUGUGUCGGGAGUGUGUGAGGGAGACGGAAGGUCAGUUGUUGGUAUGUUGAGAUCGGACACCCCGCACUGAGCCGCACGUACCUUUCCCUUUUUGGUAACCGGCCUGUUGGUGCUCUGCUCCGGGUCAGCAGAGAGAGAGAGCCUGCAGGAUCAAACGACCCCCUUUAACCGAGAAACUGGGUCACCAAACAACUGGCCUGUCACGGUGAAUGUGCUGUUUGAUCAUCGGCACAAGUUGAAGUCAUCGCAGAAGGACAAGGUUCGGCAGUUCAUGUCCUUCACACAGGCCGGGGAGAGGACAGCCGUGUACUGCCUGACACAGAAUGACUGGAAACUAGAAGUCGCCACAGACAACUACUUCCAGAAUCCAGACCUCUACUACAAAGAAUCCAUGAAAACCUCAGUGGACCGCAAGAAGCUGGAGCAGCUCUACAACAGAUACAAAGACCCCCAAGAUGAGAACAAGAUAGGCAUUGAUGGGAUCCAGCAGUUCUGUGAUGACCUGACGCUGGACCCAGCUAGCAUGAGCAUACUUGUGGUGGCAUGGAAGUUCAGAGCGGCCACGCAGUGCGAGUUCAGCAGGAAAGAGUUCCUGGAUGGCAUGUCUGAGCUAGGCUGUGACAGUCCUGAAAAACUCAAGGCGAUCCUUCCCAGACUAGAGCAGGAGCUGAAAGACACAGGGAAGUUCAAAGACUUCUACCAGUUUACCUUCAAUUUUGCCAAGAACCCUGGCCAGAAAGGUUUAGACCUGGAGAUGGCUGUUGCUUACUGGAAUCUAGUUCUCACAGGUCGCUUCAAGUUUUUGGAUCUCUGGAACCGAUUCCUGCUGGAGCAUCACAAGCGCUCAAUUCCCAAGGACACGUGGAACCUCCUUCUGGAUUUCGGCAAUAUGAUCGCAGAUGACAUGUCAAACUAUGAUGAGGAAGGGGCAUGGCCCGUCCUCAUAGAUGACUUUGUGGAGUUCGCUCGGCCGAUUGUGACGAGUAAGCGCAACAUGACAUAGUGUUUGUCUCGGCUUCAUGCAGCAAAUGGAGUUUGUGUUUCUCCCAAUUUUCUUCUUUUUUUGAAUGAGGAUUUUUAUACAAAUGAGCCAAAAAGAGAGUACUUCUCAAUAAGCCUGUCUGCAGCUUGUCGUUACGAUUGAUCUUUCAGCUGCAUAAGAUGCCUUGACUGGGUAGUGACCUGGAACACCAGUACAGAGAGGAAAAGCAGGAGGGGAAUCAACGGGAGAGACAUUGUGUUUUUUUUGUUGUUUUUUUUUGGCAAGGACAGACUUUGUAAUUGCAAUAUGGAAACGAUGGGUGCCCUAAAACUCGUCACUCAUGGGCAAAUCCCCAAUGGUUGUGGCUUCGAACUGCUGCUGCGGACUCGGCUCACUAGCCUGCACCCUCGGCACAGUGAGGAGGGACAGUGACGGUGAACUUUCAGCACACGCAGAGGAUUAAGUUAUAGAUGCAGUAGGAUGUGGCCUCUUACUUUGUCAAUUGUGAAUGGAACAGUAUGUUAAAAAUCUGCAUGUUUUUGUCAGUCAGUGUGAAGCAGUGCCAUGAAUGGAUGUUGAGGAGGGGGAUAAAAGUACUCUAUAUGAUUUUCACUGAGAUUGUGAAUGUGUAGCUCUCAAAUAAUCACACUGAGAGCAGAGAGAAAGUGUGCUAGCUCAUCAAUGUAUGUUUGUAAGUGUGUGUGUGUGUGUGUGUGUGUGUGUUUUGGGGUGGGGUUAAACAUAUUGCCUCUUUUACGAUACAAUGCUAAAUAUUUUCAUUUGGUUUUAUUAUAAUUAGAAGUUAAGAAAUUAUGAUUCACCUUAACUGAGCGACAGUGGAAAAUCCACAUUUUGUAUUGACACUGAGAAUUGGACAGAGCAGCAUGCUUUUCAAGCUCAGCACCAGCAGAAUCACUAUUGUUACAGUUGUAAAAUGCUGUACCCAUAGGAAUAACAAUAGGAACAAAAAUGUAUACCUGAGAAAACAGGUAAUGACAUGUAUAAUCAUGAUGAGUACAUAAGAAGCAUUUAGGAUCUUUUAAAAUGCUUCUGCAUUACAUAUUUGGUUGACUUUAGUUUUGCAGUGUGUGAACUGCUGUACACAAAGAGAAACUGACUGACUGACUGACGGGCACAUCGACUGUUUUCUAUUAUCCAGGUGAUUUGCCAACUCUGCAAACUGCACUGAUUUACACUUUUUCUGUUGUUGUAGGUUUUCUUUAUCAGGCAACACUGUAUACAGCUACAGAGCUACUCAGUUUACUUAUAUACUAGACUUUUUAAAAUUAACAUCUACAUCACAGCUAGGAGUAUUUUAACUUUUUGUUUACACUGUUUUGAGGUUUUAGUCUGUUGCUUUUCAUCAAUUAGUGACUAGUACAAUGGUGUCAUGUUUAAGUACCAUAAAACAUGUCACUUUGAGAACAAUGCUUGUGCUGCCAUCUAGCGGUGCAGUGCUUUUCCUUCAUACAAGAUUUAGUGUUGCUCUUCAAGUGUUAUCAUAAACACUAAAUGCAUCUCGGCUAAAGAGUGUGACAGAAGGUAGAGCUCAGGUACUAGUCGUCCUCUCCCAGUCACAGUGAGCAUCAGUGUUUGCCAUCUAACUAUCUUGUUCUGCCAAUUGUUGUCUCCAUGAUAACACUUUUGCCAUGUGUUGAAAUACGGAUGGAUUAUUUCCCCGCAUCAAAUUUCUCAUCCAACUACAGGGGGAAAAAUUGCCUUGUGUUUAAGUUCUCAUAUUUAUGUAAACAAAGGUCAGUCAUAAACUAUGGUGGUGUGCAUGAAGUUAAGAAGCUGAGGUGGAUCAGGAUGGGAAUCUGUUAUGAUUUCAGUCCCAGAUUGAAUGCAGAUGAGUGGCAAAGAAACCAGCUUCAUCAUGACUGUAAAACAGUCCUUGUUGUAGCAGCUGGUAAAUGUGUCACACUGUCCAUCUUUGUAAAAGUUAGAUAUGUGUUGGUGGAAUGAAAUAUCCCAUAAAACUUUCUGAGUGUCGAGAGUUGUGCACAAACCUAUCACGGUCAAGACAGCACGCCGGUGUGAAAGCUUUUCCCAGUUGAUUGUUGUUGACUUUAUUAUCUGACAUCGUCUGUGGUUCAGUUUGCUAACAUGGUACAUUUGGUACGUUUUUUUAUUUGUCAAAUGUGUGUUUUGACUGUUUCAAGUCAUGCAAAUCAUUCUUAUCAAAACAGUAUUAUUUUCGCCGGCAAGAAAACAGGUAUUUAAAGAAUGUUAUGUUUUGUCACAGAAGCAUACGGUACAUUGUUUUCUUUAAGAAAGUUGUCAAUAAAGCAUGUUGUUUUUAACAGCCUGGUAAAAAGAUGUACCUCUGUCGGUACACCAGUUAGUUCUGACAACGAGUGUUUGUUUCGUUGUCAGAAACGAAGAUAUUGAAUGCUGGUCAGCAGGUUUGUGUUGUGCUGAAAUCAGUAUCCCGAUAUUAAUAUUUUUCUGAAAUCAAUAUGAAUCGCAACUUGUCAAAUGUGUAAAAGCAAAAUUGCAGCUAAAAUACACAACUUGAUCCUCA